CCACCCCCGCGUAUUAUAUCUUCCUCCCUCCCCUCUCAUAUGCGCACCCUUCUUAACCUGCACCACCACCCUCUUAUCCUGCGCACCUCACUCGCCUCCAUGUCCGCCGCCUCGCUCGCCGUCUCCCCCAUUUCUCUCAACUUCUCGGGGCUCCGAAAUGGCACCGCCCGCCCCGUCCUCCGGGUCCGGAACCUCGGCCGAUCUAGGGUUUCCAUGAGCGUCUCCGUCGGAUCAUCGCCGGCUGUAAUCGACGACGCCUUGUUCGCCGAUUACAAGCCCACCAAUGCUUUCCUCUUCCCCGGCCAAGGUGCACAAGCACUUGGAAUGGGAAAGGAAGCUCAGAGUGUACCGGCAGCUGCAGAGUUGUACAAGAAAGCAAAUGAUAUUUUAGGGUUUGAUCUUUUAGAUCUUUGUAUCAAUGGACCGAAAGAGAAGCUUGAUUCUACUGUUAUAAGCCAGCCAGCUCUUUAUGUCACAAGUCUAGCUGCUGUUGAGUUGCUUCGUGCACGUGAUGGAGGUCAGCAGAUCAUUGAUUCUGUUGAUGUUACAUGUGGUCUAAGUUUGGGAGAAUAUACUGCUCUGGCAUUUGCUGGUUCAUUUAGCUUCGAGGAUGGGCUCAAGCUGGUUAAACUGAGGGGAGAAGCUAUGCAGGAAGCUUCUGAUGCUGCCAAAGGUGCCAUGGUCAGUGUCAUAGGGUUAGAUUCAGACAAGGUUCAACAGUUGUGUGAUGCAGCCAAUGAAGAAGUUGAUGACAAAGACAAAGUUCAAAUUGCAAAUUACCUAUGUACUGGAAACUAUGCUGUAUCUGGAGGUGUGAAAGGAGUGGAAGCACUAGAAGCCAAGGCAAAGUCAUUCAAGGCCCGAAUGACGGUGCGUCUAGCUGUUGCUGGUGCUUUCCACACUAUAUUUAUGGACCCAGCUGUAUCAAGAUUGGAAGCAAAAUUGGCUGCAACACAGAUUAGAACUCCAAGAAUACCAGUAAUCUCCAACGUUGAUGCACAGCCACAUUCGGACCCUGAAGUGAUUAAGAAAAUAUUGGCUCGCCAGGUGACUUCCCCUGUUCAAUGGGAAACAACAGUCAAGACUCUCCUUUCCAAGGGGCUGAAGAAGAGUUAUGAAUUGGGACCUGGAAAGGUCAUUGCUGGCAUUGUGAAGAGAAUGGAUAGAGGUGCCGAAAUUGAGAACAUUGGAGCUUGAAAAGGCGACCCAGAUGCAGAUUCUUCUCCAGUUGGUAUCCAAUUACCAUAUGAUACGAGUUGCUAGUGGCUAAAGUUGAGAGUAUGGGCAGAAGAAGUAGCUUGUUCAGCCAACCCAAAGUUACAACAUGAUCUUGAGUUUUCCGGGAAGUUAUAUAUACCAUUUAGAGUUUUGUUUGGGGUUUACAGAUGCUAUUAUCACAAUGCAAUAAGAGCAGAGUUCUUCUUAAAUUUGUGAGCUUUGUGAUUCAGUGUAGAAUAGUGAAAUGCAUUAAAGCUUUUGUUUGUCAUUUAACACUUUGAAUUGCUGAAAAUCUGAAAUGAUAUUACUUUCAUUGAUCAACAUCA
Molecule: messenger RNA, 1544 nt
Organism: Rosa rugosa (rugosa rose)
Lineage: Eukaryota; Viridiplantae; Streptophyta; Magnoliopsida; Rosales; Rosaceae
Exons: 10
Coding region: 40-1197 (385 amino acids)
Molecular function (GO): [acyl-carrier-protein] S-malonyltransferase activity
Source: RefSeq, a predicted model, not a curated record